ACAGAUCAAUAAUGGUCCAACACAGCUUCCUACAGCUCGGUGGAAGAGGUUGGAUAGAGAGCGAGGGUGAAAGGGGUAGUGGUGAGAAACCCCUCUAACAAGAGGAAGCCAGUGAAGACACAGUAUUUCAUAAGGAAACAGUCAAGAUCCAAUGUCCGUGAAAGGUGCUUCAAUUGCACGGUACAAAUAUGAAAGAUAUCCACUCCCAGAUUGUAAUGCGCGGAUUUUUACGUGGUAUAUUGUACUGUGCUCUGUGGUAUGGUAGUAUACUAGCAGGCUUUUUAAUUAUCGCCUGCCCGCUCUUUCCACUGGUACUCCUCAGUCCACCGAAAUUUCGAAAAUGUGGAGACCUUCUAUUCUCAUACUGGGAACUUUAUCCUGCCGCUCUGUUGAGGAUGUUCGGUGUAAAGAUUUAUGUUUCUGGCGAUCAUAUAUCUCCUCACGAAUCAGCCGUGCUCGUGAUGAAUCACAGAACGAGGGUGGAUUGGAACUUCCUAUGGGCGGCGAUGUAUCAAGCGUGCUUGCCCAACGUUGGGAGUCAUAAGUUGAAAUUUAUUUUAAAGGAUCCUAUACGGCACAUUCCUGGCCCAGGAUGGAUAAUGCAAGUAAAUGGUUUCCUUUAUAUAACGCGACGCUGGGAAGAGGAUCGGGGCAGAUUGUCGCGUACGCUCGAUUACCUGAUUGCGUUAAAUAGCCGCACGCAAUUGCUGAUAUUCCCCGAAGGCACCGAUCUGACGGAGAGCAGCAGGGAGAAGUCUGAUAAGUACGCCUUGCAGAAUAAUUUGCCGCGCUACAGCUACACCCUUCACCCGAAAACGACCGGUUUCGCUUACCUGGUACAGCAUCUCCAGCGCGGAAAUUUCCUCGAUGCCGUGUAUGAUAUGACGAUAGCGUAUCCGGAUUACAUACCGCAGUCCGAGGUUGAUCUGAUCAGGGGUAAGUUUCCGAGGGAGGUGCACUUCCACAUAAGACGGAUAUCGUCCGCGGAUAUACCGGCGCACGACAAUUCGUCCUUGAGGAGGUGGCUGGAGGACAGGUGGUUCGACAAAGAGGCGAUAUUGCGAGGAUUUUACGAGCAGAAGGCAUUUCCCACUCAGAUCUGGCCGAUGGCGAAAACGUUGCCGUUGCGAGCCGCUUUCGCGUUCUGGAGCAUAUUAACAGAUCAAUUUUAUUUUUAAGGAAUAAUGGUACUUCUACUCUUCUACUCAUCGUUUCUCCGUCCUUCCAACUGUGGACUCUGAUUAACGUGUUGUUCUUUAUCGCACUGUCGCUUUUCAAUUCAUGCUUCAGUGAGAUCGAGAUCGAAUGGUAUUGGCGCUGGAAAAACUAUUUCUCUUAAGCUAUAAAUGUAUAAUAGUUAAUUGAGAAUAUAUUUUUUUGUUUUGAACGUCACUAGGGAAUCGCGUAGCUCUUUGUCUCUGUGAUAAUAUUGAUAUUGAUAAUAUAUAAGAUCGUAAAACGAUGUAAUCUCAAGAAUCUUGUGCAAUAUUGCAAUUUAAUGUAAACGUACCUAGUGAUGGAUAUUCCUCUUUUGAAAGUUCAAACUGUUUGAUUAUGUAAAGAGAUCUAAAUUGUUUCUAUAUUUUUCAAUUACAUGCUAUUUGAAAUCGAAGAAAUUCGGAAAAAUCUUAAAAAA
This is a messenger RNA of Solenopsis invicta (red fire ant), 1636 nucleotides long. Its product is annotated as lysocardiolipin acyltransferase 1. The coding region runs from base 189 to 1178 and encodes 329 amino acids. Gene Ontology annotation, cellular component: endomembrane system. The record is from RefSeq and is a predicted model, not a curated record. The transcript is spliced from 5 exons. Gene Ontology annotation, molecular function: acyltransferase activity. Lineage: Eukaryota; Metazoa; Arthropoda; Insecta; Hymenoptera; Formicidae.